AAAAAAAUCCACUCUUUCAAUACCCCUCGUUAUUUCUCACAAUACGUCAAAAGAAACCCUCUGAACGAUCUCCUCGAGUCAUCCUUUUAUCGUCUCGUACGUGCACUCAACAAAUUCCAUCGAUCAAUUAUAUCACAAUCUCUUCGUCCACGAUUACACGACUCCAUCCGGAAUAAACGCGCUCGAGGACGCGCCGCGGCGCCGAAACACGCACGGCACGCUUGAAACGCAACCACGGAGGCGACGCGACGUCUCGGCGCAGACGCCGUCACCACACUCGCGUACACGAGCGUCGUUCCGUUGAACCAUCCAGGAACAUCGACACUCGUGCGGCGACCGCGACCGCGACCGCCACCAAACCAAACUUCCGCGAUUUUGUUGACUUCCGCGCGCGGUUUCCGAUCGUGCCUCGAUCCUCCCACUCUCGUCUGUCGAUCGAUUUUCAUCCAUUACGAUGAUGAGCCAUCGCGCGCGCAUCGCUCGACGACACAAUCAUUAUCGCGGGAAUUUUCACGGUGCGACCAAGAAUUGAGAUCUUCUUGUGCGCGACACUGUUGACAUUGCGCUUUUGAUUCCCGUUUCAAUUGCUUCGACGCUCGUCACGGAUGUUUCUUUGGUACGGUGAAAACGAUGGAAGGAUGAGUGUCCAUGAAACGGUUUUGAUGAUUAGAAAAAUUAAUAUACGAAUCAACCAAAGCCAUCGACCGUCGCCACCAAACAACCAUCACAUUUCCGGCCGCUUGUUAUUCCGCGAAUUAGCGUCAGUCCGGUAUUAAUUAAUCCAUGAAUCGACACGACAAUAAUGAACGGGACAGGCGUCUAGAUCGAUCGAUCAUCGGCGGAAAUCAUCGGCGAUUUUUCCAAAGAUCUCGUCGAGAUGACAGUGAAGAAUUUCGAAAUUUGAAUUUUCCAAAAGUGAUAAAGUGAUAAAGAAACGAAAAGAGUCAAAGACACAUAUAUGUGUCACAAACAAAAGAGAAGUCUAGAGAGAAAUCAAAACGGAGAGUUGGGAAGGUGAUGGAAAUAGGAUUCGAGGAUUGAAAAGUUUUUCAAAGUGUCUAAAGUCAGGAAAAUUGACGGCGAAUGGGAAGAGCCAGGUAACGGAAAAACUUUGAAAGUAAAGUUGAAAACGUCGUAAGAAAUUGGUGGCAUAUUUCGACUGAUAUGUCUGUGCCCAUGACAAAGUAGAAGAAAGAACGAGUUGAGAAAUAGAAGGCGAAGAAAGAAAUGAGGGAGGAGAGUGCAACUGGAGGUGGUGGAAAAAAGUAAACAAACCUUUGUACAUAGGGGAGAAAGACGAGGAAAUCGAAUGAGAGAAACAAAGUGACAUUAAUAGCAAGGGAGAAAUCUUGACAGGAAGAAACGACCUUCGGGUAGAUAUCUAAUAAUAAAGAGACACGAGGCUGAAGGGAAUAUGAAGAGAAAGAAACAGGAUUAAGCGAUCGGGGCAAGAAAAGGACGACAAGGAGGAGUUUGUUGUGGCGAAAUCGUGGUGAAACGGAUAGAGACGCGAAAUUGAAGAUAGGGGAAAAAAAAAAAGAAAAAGAAAAAGAAGAAAGAUAUUCGAUCGAAUGAAUAACCGAGAUAUGAGUGGGUGGAAGCAUGAGAAUUCCAAGUGGAUGUCUUUUCUCGGCUACACGUUACAUCGGCCACCGGCACUCGCGUCACGUAUCCAUUGAGGGACAAAAAUGGGUGCCAACCAGUCACGGAACGAGCCUACUCCUGGGGAAGAAGUGAAUUUUGAUCACUUUCAGAUCCUACGCGCCAUCGGGAAAGGAAGCUUCGGAAAGGUGUGCAUAGUGCAGAAACGGGAUCGUACUGGAAACAUGUACGCGAUGAAGUACGUCCACAAGGGUGAAUGCGCGGCAAGGGGCGCGUUGAAGAACGUCGCGCGCGAAGUGGAAAUUCUCUCACAACUGGAACACCCCUUUUUGGUGAACCUGUGGUUCAGUUUCCAAGACGAAGAGGACCUCUUCAUGGUUUCCGACUUAUUGCUCGGCGGUGACCUGAGGUACCAUAUCCAACAAGAGGUCGUCUUCACGGAGGAGAGCAUAAUACUUUACGUCGCCGAGAUCGGUUUGGCUCUAGAUUAUUUGCAAAGUCACAAUAUCGUGCAUCGUGACAUAAAGCCUGAUAACAUCCUGCUGGACGAGGAAGGACACGCGCACGUGACAGAUUUCAACAUCGCAACCGUGCUGAAGGGUGGAGAAUUAGCUUCGUCGAUGUCAGGAACAAAACCAUACAUAGCUCCAGAAAUCUACAUGUGCUACUUGUCGGAGUACUGUACUCUUGGCUACAGUUAUGCCGUAGACUGGUGGAGUUUAGGAAUUCUUGCUUGGGAAACUCUCGCAGGAGAACGUCCUUAUCCCCUUUGUUCCACUACGACAUACAGAGAAGCUUUGGAGAUCCUUCAAGAUGAAAGGCCGAUGCCUACUGGCUGGAGUUCCACGAUAUGCGAGCUUCUGGACAGAUUGUUAACCUUGGCACCAGGAGCACGAAUAUCAACGUUAAAGGAAUUGAAGCAAGUGAACGCUAUGAAAGAGCUCGACUUUGACAAAGUGUUGAACAAGCAGAUUAAGCCAUCGUUCACACCGCCAAAGGAUCAUCUGAAUUGUGAUCCGACGUUCGAACUAGAGGAAAUGAUUAUUGAGACGAAACCGUUGCACAAAAAAAAGAAGCGUCUCGCGAAGCAAAGAUCGUUGAAAGUUGAUCAUCCACCCGAAGACACGGGGAUUGGAUUCGCGGAGGGUGCGGGACCAAGCGUCGAUUUUAGAAGAUUAACAUUCAUUCCGGAAUAUCGGGUGUACAAUCGAGAACGCGAGAUGGAGAGGAAAGAAAGGGGGAAAGAGAAACAGUGGGAGGAGGAUUUGAACACUGCCAUGAAGGGUGCCGAGGAAAGGCUGAAAACGAAACAACAGCCAGCACAGCAAACCGGAAAUCGAUUGAGCGUAUCAACUACUAACGUGAAGACACGCAUAAGUGCAUCCCCGAGACAAGGAAGACGAAUUAGCACUGCAACAUCGUCGGAUAUCGAUUAUAUCGAUGCAAGUCCCGAACCUUCCACAUCGUAAAUUCUUUCUGAACACUUUUUUAUGUGAAAAAAAUCAAAGUAUAUAAUGAACAGUUUAAACUUCGUUGAAAUUUACAUUUGUUCUCCGAUUUAGAGUGAAAUAUUUAUAAAAUUUAUUCUCGAUCGUGAUAAAUUUAAAUCUAGUCCUUUGACGAUCGACGGUUUUCUUUGAUUUCAGCAAUUAUUAGAAGUUAAUAUAAAGAUCAUGAAUUCAAUGAAAUAAUAAAAAAUUAGAAUUAUUAUUCAUUUCAUUUUUUUUUUUUUUUGGUAUUUUUUUUAAAUUACCGUGAUCACACGAAUACUACAAAGAAAAGAGACGAAUGUUUAAAAUAGCGUUAUAAAAGGUCUAUUUGCUGCAAACAAUGUUCAUUAAAUAAUUUCAUUUAUAUUAUAGUUUUCAUUGGAAAAAAGAAAUACUGGAUUAUUCGAUCUAUCAGCAUGGAUGUCGUAGCAAUUUAUGUUUUAUUACUGUUUUACUAUCAGAUGAUCACCGAUCAAUAUCCGUUUCUGCAAUAUAUAUAUAUAUAUUAUAUUAGAGAAUUCAUUUUAUUUUUCUUUAAUUUUUUUUUAUUUAUCAUCGUUAUUCGCGAUAAUCGUUGAUCAUGUGGCCGUCGUAGUCACAAGUCGCUCGACAGAAACGAAAUGUUUCCAUUUUCUUAAACGUUCGUAAUCCUAGCCUUAAUAUAUAUAAAAUAUUCGAAAUUUAUGAUUGAACGGUAGAAAAAGUUCAACAUAAAUUUUUGAAUAAUAAUUUUACAAAUAAUUCUGUUUUUCCAAAAAAAUUAAUAUGUAUCUCAAUCGAUUGAGAUCUCAUACUAUAUUUUAUUCUUUCUUAAAAAAAAAAUGUAUCGUUUAUUUUUAUAAAAAAACGAAAGAAGAAUAACUCGACCAAACUGAAGCCUUUUAAAGAGCAUUUUACCAAAACAAAAGCUUAGCAAAAGGAAGAAGAAAAAAGAAUUAUAAUAUUUUCUCUUCCUAGAUCUUACUUUUCUUCUG
This is a messenger RNA of Apis florea (little honeybee), 4066 nucleotides long. Its product is annotated as serine/threonine-protein kinase 32B. Gene Ontology annotation, molecular function: G protein-coupled receptor kinase activity; ATP binding; G protein-coupled receptor binding. Gene Ontology annotation, biological process: G protein-coupled receptor signaling pathway; regulation of signal transduction; protein phosphorylation. NCBI's taxonomy places the organism in Eukaryota, Metazoa, Arthropoda, Insecta, Hymenoptera, Apidae. The record is from RefSeq and is a predicted model, not a curated record.